This is a messenger RNA of Acanthaster planci (crown-of-thorns starfish), 3660 nucleotides long. RefSeq lists its product as uncharacterized. The record is from RefSeq and is a predicted model, not a curated record. Lineage: Eukaryota; Metazoa; Echinodermata; Asteroidea; Valvatida; Acanthasteridae.
UAUAAAAUUGAAAGGAGUGCGAAGUUGGCGGUAAAUUUGCCUCCGGUGAGAAUCGAAGUUUAUGCCCUACGCGAAUCCUGCAUGACCGACAGAGUGAUGGCACUGAAUGGACAAUUGACAAGAAUGCUUCUCGUCGCGUGUUUCUUGCUACUUGGAGUUUCGUCAACCCGAGCACACGUGUAUUUCAGCAGCGGAGAUGAGACAAAACCUGGACCACCAGAGUACGGGCCAGGGGGCGAACCCAAGCAAGACGAGCCGGCGUUUGAAGACGGGGAUAACGAGGCCCAGAUCCCGGACUGGAAAGAGCGGCAAUUGCACGCUGGUCUGACCGCUCUGAAGCACAGCUUACAGUCCCGAUACUCAGCGGCCAGCAAGAGGUCUUGGUUACCGGGCACUCAGACUGGAUUGUUUGGUAAGCGCGGCAGCCAUUGGCUGAGCCCGGAGAAGCGGCAACUCUGGGCCAAUCAGCAGUCUGGCCUCUUUGGGAAGCGGGAAGACAGCAGGGACCAAACUCUUCCCAAGUGGACUGUGAAGCGGUCGGCGGAGGAGAGUGAGUUUGGGCGGCAGAGACGUAGAGGUGUACCCCACGUAUUCCAGAGCGGGGGAAUCUUUGGUAAACGAUCUGCUGACGACUGGUAGACGGGGCUCGAACAAACCCGUAUACAUCUACAGGUCGGGGGACACAAACAUCUAGGAAGCUGAGACGUAACUGUGACGACAAACGAAGCCAUAUUUGUAUCAUUCAGGAGCGAGGGGCCAUACAUGUGCUGAUCACGCACAUACGUCAAGAAAUUGCCCAAAGUGCGCACAUACGCGACAUACUCGGAGUUUAAAAAAGACAAAUUUGAAAUUGAAAUUAGAUUAAUCCGAUAAGGAAACGAGAGCCAGUUACUGUAUAAUAUUUACUCAGAGAAUGUUAUUUGUUACAUCCUGUUCGCUUUGCACGAGUGUCAGUCACGAUUCAUAAUAUAUAUUUAGUUGAAGCCAACCGCUCAAACAAAAUGACCUAAAUGGACACGUCUUGGACACAAUACGCAUUUCAUUAUUGCUUGUUGCCUGCGCUACGUAGUUAUUGUUUUCCUGUUAUUUUUGUAUUAAGACAUUUGUCUUAAUCUGUCUUUUAAAGACUUACAGUACUGUAAUACAAUGCCGUAAUAUCUAUUAGAUGAGCUAUUCAAAAAUUUAAAGGAAUAUGGAGAGUGUAAUUUCUAGUAGAGGUGUUUGAAAAGCCACAUCGCAUUGAAUAUUUGGCACACACAUUCUGAUAUACAUGUAGUACAAACUGAGAGGACUAAAUGGCUUUACAUACUUGAUCCAUGCUAGCUGGGCUUUGAGCUAUUUAUCUUAACCCCCCUUUGGUAAUGUGAUCACUCUAGUGCCAUUUCCUUCAAAAUCAAAGCCAAGUUAUAUAUGUGUUGUGUUACGGGGUUUCUAAAAUCUUUCCUCGGGUUGAUUAGUUCCAUCAUGUAUCAUGCAGUCGGUUUAUAAUCAAUCGCCUUAUCAGAUCGUUCAAACGGUCAAACUCACUGGAACAAAUUACAGAUGGAGAAAAAUGUUAAAAACGGGAAGAAAUAGGAAUGUACCUCUAUUGAUACGGUGUCACUCGCCUGAAAUGUGCUCCGUGACGAGGAGAUUGUGGGUUACAUACUAAUAUAAUUGCAUUGAUGGGGCAUACCGUACGCGAUGGUGGAACUCAGAAAUUCAUUCGCUCCAGCGAGCAAACCAAUGCGUAACUGCAUGGAUCUAGUCAAACCGUUUGCGCAGGCACUUCACAACAGUCAGAACACGGAGCGCGUUAUAUAAGUGGCACUGUGAUGCGGUUAUCCACGAAGUUUAUUUGAUUAGUAUUAUUAAAAGGAAAUAGCCCAAGGUUACAUAUUAAGUAAUGUCUACUUUUGACACUUCAAGGAGUUGUUGCACUUGGUGUUACGUGACAUUAUCUUAUCACUUCCCCUCUCAAAGCCACAAAGUUCUUUUUCACAUCCAUGUAUAAUGGAGUAUGUUUAAAAUGUGUGCGCAGAAUCUGCUGAAAGCUGUUGACCAGUACAUGUUACGCAGGAAGACACUUUUAAAGAUGUCAGUCAACCCACACAUCCUUGAAAAGUGUAAACGCCCAGCGUGUACAAAUCAUGUCUCUUGUAUGAACUUUGCAUGAGCAAAGAAAACGUCGACAGAAACGUACUGUGAAAUGUGUCAAAAUUAUGUCAGUUGGAAUAAAUUUGCCUUUAAUGUUCAUCUUAUUGUAAAUAUACUUGUAAUGUUGUCUCCUGUUGUAGAAUUCCUCACUCCAGAUGAAUGUCUCUCUACAGUGAUAGUGACAAGCCCUUUUAGUACAUACUCAUAAAAUCAGCCGAAAGCUGUCAUUCCUCGCCCUUUAGGGGUAGUGACUGACUCAUUUGGUAUCUCUAAAAUUUGGCUUUGUUAAAGCAUGGUGGUAGAAACUGACAACUGGUGUCGGACCUUUCUCUUGCUACUUCACAGUGGUAGAUUUUGGCAACCUAUGCGGUUAAAAUAUAACCGAGUGUCAGUAUUAAAAAAGAUCAAUUCGCAGUUCUAUAAUAAACACUACUAGAUCCGCUCAGGAUUGUAACAAAGCCUGUACCAUCAACCAAUGGUAAAUUUUUGAUAACUCGGCCCACCCACAGAAUCGGGGACAGUAAGAAAAGGGUCAGUGAAAACCCUCGAAAGAAAAGUAUCCCACAAGGUGGAUUUGUUUAAAGGCCUCCAUUCAACUACAUACUUGGUAGGAGUGGAUUAAAAUAAAAUGUCUAUUUGAGUUGUCGUUUCUAAAACAGACGUUUCUCUGAAACGACAUAACUUCCGCUUCGCCCACAUUUUGCUAUUCAAGCAAACUGGUAGUUAUUAAAAUAUCUUAUAAAGAUUAAUAUUAUGUUGUUAUUUUGGUAGGUAAAGACUUCAACUACAAGAGUCUUUCUUGUUUUGUGCUUGCUGAUAGGUGCACAACUAGGGCUUUUUUGCCAUUGCAAAACAAACUUUUUGUCCUGUUUCAACCAUUUUCAUCAAGAUGAUUUUGUUUUGUUGGCGUCCCGAUUUUGCUUUUAAAAUCUACCUGUAAGCCACGCUUGCACACACACGCACACACGCACACUGUGAUGGUAUAACCCUGAACGAGGCCCAUGGAGUUGAAGAGUUUGACAUUUUUUUAUGACGUAAGAUGCAGGUUGUUUCAGUUUUUAACGUUCUGAAAUGUAUGAUUAGAUGGUAUUCCGAGUAGAGAGUCGUAUUCCCUUAAAGGCAACAGUCCCUCAUGGUUGGUACUUGGUCCCGCUCCAGAGCAUUUUUAGGAAACCAAAUAAGCACCAACAACAUGCCUGAGCACUCACCACGAAUAGUGUAGUUUAUUGACUUCAUUCUUACGUGGCUCACAAUUUGCCCCCAACUUAUGACACGUUUUAAUAAAAAGUAUAUUCAAAGGUACAUUCUUAAUAUGUUUAAAGAUAAACUGCUUGUAACGCUUAUUUUAAGAAAACAAUUUUUCCUUAUCUCACGAUUAGUUAGCCUAGAUGUCUGCGUAGUUGUGUACUAGCUUGCAUACAAUUAUAUUUUUCAAAAUGUGACGCUGUUAAAAAAAUCCAAGAGUGUACUGGUCGAAUGAAAAAAUUCUAAUAAAAUAUUACGUCGACAGUUACAUCUGUGAAA